GUGUGGUGCUGUGAAAAAUUUUCCAACUCAUUCCUCCGUCGCAGCUAAUCAUUCUAAUCAGUGCUAAUGAAAAACCAUUUUCCUGGUUUUUCCGCGGCUGUAAAUUGAAUCCGUAUCGUUAAUAUAGUUUAGAAUGAACGAUUAGUGUUAGCAAAAGUGAAAUACCAGUGGAAUAGACGUCGAGUAAAAUCGUAGGACGCGAUUUCGUUCGGGAGUGAUUCUAGUGUUUUCAUCGCCCGAUCAUCCUUAUCAACAGAGACAAUGGACGACAACAUCAGGAAUCCGCUGGAUACCAAAAUUAAUGCCCUCAUCGAGAAGGUGUUCCUGAUCACUGUGAGUAAGGAUCCUCCGAAGGGCUCACGUGCUGGCCAACAGAUGGUAUACAUGGAGGAAGUGGCCCAAGGUUGCGAGGAGUCGUGUCUGCUGAAUUUGGAACUGCUGGAGCAGGCACUGUUCGAGCGGCUGCUUCUGUUCAAUCCAUCGGAUUACCUCAUUCCGAGCAAUGUAAGCACGGCGCAAACGGAGGACGUUGCCCAAACUAAGGUGCUCCUGUAUCUGUACGGGUGUUACGUGCGGAACUCGGAGGUGGCCAAUUUGAACGAUUCCAUCGCGACGGACACCGCGCAAAAGAUGAAGGGAUUGAUUUUGAGGAAUGCGUGCACAUCCUUGAAGCAGCCGGAUCUGUUCGAGGGGCAAAAUUUGUCCAACCAAUUGCUGGACCUUUUUAAAGCAGGAGAUGAAAAUCAAAGCCUGAAGGAACGAUUUGUUUCGGAAGCGGUGAAGGAAGUUUUCGUCGAUUCCGAUUCGGAGCAGGAAGGCUUCGAGGCACUGAGGGCCAUCUUCAAUCCGGCGUUUGUGGAGCUGGAGAAGGCGUUGAGGAGUGCCUCGCUCGUCAGUAUGGAACGCUGGAUCAUGCCGUUCCUGCAGGUGUUUGUCAGUGACAAGAGUAAUCCCCAGCUGGGGCAUCUGUUUUUGAAUUUCACGAGCCCCCCUGCGGGAGCGGAAGGUAUCAAGUACUCUGAAUCCGUACUUGGUCAGUUGCUUUCUCUGUCGAUUAUGCCGCGCAACCACAACGGACCGUACGAGUACUUCGACAACCAGCUGAACACGAACCGAUCGGCCUACGACAACCUGUCGUCAACGCUUUGGAACUACACCAAACUCCAUCUGGAGGCGCUGCACACUUUUGUAAAGGGAUUCCUUCUGAUCGGAGGCGACGUCCGUAGUAAAAUGCUCGACUGGAUCGGGAAAUGCUUGCACGCAAAUGUUCCCCGAGGACAAAUCUGGAACACGCACCAGAUGCAAAACAUUUUCGGAAACAUGACAACGGCGCCAGAUUCGUUCAGCGUAAAUCUAGCCGGAGUGUUGCUUCGUUUAUGUCAACCGCUGCUGAAGCCCCAGCUGAAGGUCAUGAUAGUAGAUCCGACAUAUUGUUCGGUGAAAGAAGCUGAUAAGACCGCCAAAGGUGUUCACAUGAAAGAUACCGAGAAGGAAACCUGCUUGCUACCGGUGGAAGAGAACGAAGAACGUCUGGAAGCGGACAAAUACAACUUUGUGACGGAGUGUUUCUUUAUGACCCACAAAGCCAUCGAUCUCGGCUUCCGGGUUUGCAUCGAGAAAUUCUUCCGACAGAACCGGGAGCUGCAUCGACUGCAGGGAGCCUAUCAGGAUGCGCUGGCCGGGGGAAUGUCCGGAGGUGCGGCCGAUGUGUCGAACAACAUUAUGAACAUGCUGUCCAGCCAGGCGCAGCAGUUCCUCUGUCUGCAGAACAUGCUUCGAGAACCGUCGACGGAUCUGCUGUUGUUGCAGUUUUACGAAGCCUCGGCGAUUUGGCUGACCCAGCUUGCCUCCCGGGAAGCAUCGAAGAUCGACACCCUGGACAAGGCCAAGGGAUUUGCCCCGCAAAGCGUAGACGAAGUUAAUCUUCCUUCGAGCAACGGAAUUUCCAAGGUUUUAAAAUGCAUUCCAGAGUACAUAAUGGAAAACAUCGUAGGAUAUCUUCAGUUUUCACGACACUUCGACAGCCAACCGCUUCGCGUCGACGUCGACGCUCAGAACAACAUUUUCACCAUGAUUUUGGUGUUCAUGGGUUCAUCGGAGCGCAUUCGGAACCCACAUCUGCGCGCCCGCCUAGCUGAAGGCCUCGAAAGUCUACUGCCCAAAGAAUCGGAAGGAUUCAGCUUCAGUGCUGCCCUCUUUUCCAACCACGUGCACCGCCUGGAAAUCAUUCCGAACCUGCUGCAAGUGUUCGUCAGCAUCGAAAUGACGGGUCAGAGUGUCCAGUUCGAGCAGAAGUUCAAUUAUCGUCGGCCGAUGUACGCCAUCAUGGAUUACCUGUGGAAGAUUGACGAACAGAAGCAGUGCUUCCGGACGCUGGAACGAGAAGCCAUCCGGAACAUAGAAGCCGAAGAUCCGCCUAUCUUCCUGCGGUUCAUCAAUCUGCUGAUCAACGAUGCCAUAUUUCUGCUGGAUGACUCCCUAAGCAAUCUACAACAGAUUCGACAACUUCAAGCCGCUGAAGACGCCGGAGAGUGGACCAGCCUACCGGCCAACGAGCGGCAACAGAACGUGGCCAACCUUCGGCACUUGGGAAUGCACGCCCGGUACGACAACAUCCUCGGCCGAGACACGAUCAACAUCCUACAGUUGCUCACGUCGGAAACGAAGGAAAUAUUUUGCCACUCGUCGAUGGUGGACCGGGUGGCCGCUAUGUUGAACUAUUUCCUGCUCAAUCUCACCGGACCGAAGAAGGGCAACUUCAAGGUGAAGGACAAAAAGGAGUUCGAGUUCGAUCCGGCCAACACGGUGUUGGAAAUUUGCCGCAUCUAUACCAACCUGCAGGAAUGCGAUGCGUUUUGUCUGGCGGUGUCCCAGGAUGGGCGGUCCUACAGUCCAAAGCUGUUCGAGUACGCCGAACAGGUUUUGACUCGCAUCGGCGGUGGACAGCUGAUAGGAGAAAUCCAAGAAUUCUCCACCCGUGUUCAACAGCUAGAGAAGCAACAGAAAAUCGACGAAGAAGCCCUCAUGGAUCCACCGGAUGAGUUCCUGGAUCCGAUCAUGUCCUCGCUGAUGAUGGAUCCCGUCGUUUUGCCCAGUUCUCGAAUAACCGUCGAUCGGUCCACCAUCGCGCGGCAUCUGCUGUCCGAUCAGUCCGAUCCGUUCAACCGCUCUCCACUGACGAUGGACCAGGUCAAACGGGAUGUCGAGCUGAAGGAGAAGAUCGACGCGUGGAUCAAGGAGAAGCGAGAAGAACACGCAGCCAAGUUGAGUAGCGAGGAGGUGAAACCGACAGACGAAUAGAAGAGAAGUUAGCCACUGUAGUAGCCAUGUAACGUAUUAGCUAAAAUGUUGUGUCGAUGGGUUUUCUUUAUUUGAUGUACCACUGGACAUUGUUUCGUUCAUCUCGAACUGUUUCUGUCGCAGAGCUCCGCAUUGCACGUUCAUCGAUGCUGAAAUGUACUGUGGGUAAGUUUCGAAUUGGCUUUCACUGGCAUUAAAAGCGGAACAAUGUCAUAAAAGAGAAUUGUUUUUAGUUAAUUAUCAAAUUUAUUUUCAAUUUAUCACUUGUUUAGAGUGUGUAUCCUAUAUAGCUUUAUACCGGAGUAAAGAUAAAGACAUGUGUAGGGGUUUUAGAACGGCGAAAAUAUAAUAAGAUAUUAUUAUUUAACGAA
This is a messenger RNA of Aedes albopictus (Asian tiger mosquito), 3671 nucleotides long. RefSeq names its product ubiquitin conjugation factor E4 A (gene Ube4A). Gene Ontology annotation, biological process: protein polyubiquitination. Gene Ontology annotation, cellular component: cytoplasm; nucleus; ubiquitin ligase complex. The transcript has 4 exons. Gene Ontology annotation, molecular function: ubiquitin-ubiquitin ligase activity. NCBI's taxonomy places the organism in Eukaryota, Metazoa, Arthropoda, Insecta, Diptera, Culicidae. Bases 262 to 3300 code for a protein of 1012 amino acids. The record is from RefSeq and is a predicted model, not a curated record.